AAACCCAAAUAUACAAAUAUGAAGCCCCCUGUUAACUCCCAAAACUCAUCGUAGCUCCAAACCCUAACGUCCACUGUCGCAAUGGCGGAUCCCGUCACCGCCGACGAACAACCGAAACCGACCGUCAACGAAACCCUAGGCGGUCUCCAGAGUCGAAAGGAGAAGAGAAAAGCCCUGAAGAAGCUGAAGAGGAAGCAGAUUCGAAAGGAAGCAGCGAUCAGAGAGCGGGAGGAAGAGGAAGCUCGUUCCAAUGAUCCUGAGGAGGAGGAAAGGAUCAGGUUAAGGGAGCAAGAAGAGGCUGAGAUCGCGGAGAGAGAGCGUAGGGAAUUCGAGGAGCGGGCGGCGGAGAGAAGGAAGGCCGAGGAGGAGGAGAGGAGACGGCAGAAGCUUCUAGAAGAAUCCGAGAGGCGAAAGGGGGAGCAUUCAAAUGAGUUGGAUGAAGAUGAUGAAUGGGAUUACAUUGAAGAUGGGCCUGCAGAGAUCAUCUGGAAAGGAAAUGAAAUAAUUGUCAAGAAGAAAAUGGCGAAAAUUCCAAAGGGAAGUGCUGACAGGAAACAGGAUGACAAGGAUGUUGAGAGACCUACAUCAAAUCCUCUUCCUCCUCAAUCUGUAGCUUAUGCUUCUUACAACAACAGGCAACAUACUAGUGCACCGGACUUGCUUGAAAGUGUUGCUCAGCAGGUUCCAAACUUUGGGACUGAACAAGAUAAAGCUCAUUGCCCUUUCCACCUUAAGACUGGUGCUUGUCGAUUUGGAACCCGUUGCAGUAGAGUUCACUUCUAUCCUGACAAGUCCUGCACAAUACUCAUCAAGAACAUGUACAAUGGCCCGGGCCUUGCUUGGGAGCAAGAUGAAGGGCUUGAGCACACUAAUGAAGAGAUUGAACAUUGUUAUGAAGAAUUUUAUGAGGAUGUACAUACGGAGUUCUUGAAAUUUGGAGAACUUGUUAAUUUCAAGGUGUGCAGAAAUGGUUCCUCCCAUUUACGUGGAAAUGUUUAUGUGCACUAUAGAUUCUUGGAAUCUGCUGUUCUUGCAUACAAUACCAUGAACGCUCGUUAUUUUGCUGGGAAACAGAUAACUUGUGAGUUUGUUGGUGUAACAAGAUGGAAGGUUGCCAUUUGCGGAGAGUUCAUGAAAUCAAGGCUAAGGAAUUGCUCACGUGGAAGUGCUUGCAACUUCAUACAUUGCUUUCGCAACCCUGGAGGAGAUUAUGAAUGGGCUGAUUGGGAUAAUCCUCCACCUAAGUACUGGAUCAGAAAAAUGGGUGUUUUAUUUGGUAAUUCAGAUGAAUUAAGCUAUGGAAAGCAAAUGGAAUUCGGAGACUUUGAGAGCCCUAGGGAUUCUAGCAGGAAGCGGGCACCAAUAACUGGCAGGUAUCAUUCAAGACGAUCUCCUGGAGAUGAGAUCGAAGUGCAUGAUUAUGGUUCUGACAGGGAAAACUCAUACAGGAAAAGGGAUCGAUCCAGCAGCCGCUCAGUUAGGAGAGAGCAUUCUGAGAGGAGAAAAGAUGAGUCCAAGCAACAUGAAGAAAACCAUAAAUCCAAAGUCCAUCAUUAUGAUACUAAGAAUUCUCCUCAUGCAGCCAAUGUAGAUAGGUAUAGGGAGAAGGAUAGAGAAUAUGACAAGAAGCACCAAAAAUUUGAAUCCCAUCAAAGGCAAAAGGGAGAGGAUUCUUCUGUCAGGAAAGAGAAGUCAGAAAGGAAGCACCGAUCAAAAUCAAAUAAGCGAGAAAGAGAAGAAGACAUAUCAUCUCAUCAGCUCUCAGUCUAUAACGAUGAUAGAAGAAAUCGUAGCAGUAGCCAUUCAAGUGGGGAAUAUCUCAGGCACAGUAUCGAUGUUCAAGAUCAAGAUGAUGCUAGAUAUUGCUCCAAUGACAGUGAUUCUGAAAGGAAUUUUUCUGAUCAGGAUAGACCUCAUCGCAAUAAACAGCAUAAAUCACGACAUAGAAGACACACAACCAAUUAUGAUGAGAAAGCUAAACUGAUGAAAUAUGAGGCUUAUGAUGACAGAUGGGAAACUAGAGGUGAAGCUUCUGGAAGAGAAGAAACCGAAGAGAGCUCAUAUAAUGGAAGCAGUAGCUCACACAGGAAACCUAGUAAAAGUGGUGGAAAGCUCAAACACUGCCGAAAAAAGAGGAGACAUGUGGAUAAUAGUUCAGGUUCUGAUGAAGAGUUAGAUAGAAAGCCCCGUAAGAAGCAUAGUCAUGGGCAAAGAACCAGUGCAGAGAAGAGAUCUCAGCAGAGAAGCCAUAAUUCUUGAAGCCUAGUAUGGUAUUUGAUACUCGCGUGGAAUCUUGUAUACAACUCUACCAUACAAAAUGUUGUUGUUCACAAGUUUGCAGUCGUUUUCUGAUGUAUCCUGUUCUUUUUGGAAAGCUACCUUCACGCAUGCCAUCAUGGUAAUUUCGUAUAAUAUCUCAGCCUGCUGUUUGAGUCCAAA
Messenger RNA from Asparagus officinalis (garden asparagus), 2439 nucleotides. Its product is annotated as zinc finger CCCH domain-containing protein 16. The transcript has 10 exons. Gene Ontology annotation, molecular function: pre-mRNA 3'-splice site binding; metal ion binding. Gene Ontology annotation, cellular component: U2AF complex; spliceosomal complex. The coding region runs from base 82 to 2259 and encodes 725 amino acids. NCBI's taxonomy places the organism in Eukaryota, Viridiplantae, Streptophyta, Magnoliopsida, Asparagales, Asparagaceae. Gene Ontology annotation, biological process: mRNA splicing, via spliceosome. The record is from RefSeq and is a predicted model, not a curated record.